UGAGUCCCCCCAGAGCAGCUUGGCUCACCAUGCAUGCAGAGGAAGCAACCAGAGCAAGGUCUUCCGAGGCAGGUCCGGGGGUGCUGGAGGAGCUGCUGACCUAUGAUGACCUUUUCCUGGAGUAUUUCAAUGCUUUCCUGGCUCUGCCUGCCUUUCCUUUGAGACUGCGCUACGACCGGCUCAGGGGGCAGCUGCAGGAGCUGGAUGGCUUCCUCCCAGAGUCUCCCAGCCAGCCGGGGAAGAAGCCAAGCUCUCCUCACUAUGGAGCCACUGAUGCAGAGAGGGAAAGGAUCCUGGGCUGGCUGAGGAGGGAGCGCUUACCCCCUUUUCAGAGGACGGCCCUUUACCUGGAGUACAAGCUGGCAAAGCUGCUGAUUCGUCCCCUGGAUGAAGGCUACCCAGUGAGCCGGCAUGAGAUUCGUGGGUACAGCCGUCAGUCUGAGAGCACUGCUGUCUCCAGCAUUCCCAGUCACCCAUCAACAGCUGGGCUGCCCACCAGGGUCCCCAGCCUCGGGCUGAGGAGGCCUCCUAGUCGGACCCGCAGCACCCCAGUCCACCUAGAAGGCUCCGUGGAUGGCUGGACCAAUGCUGGUGGGUCCGAGAGAUCCCUUGAUGGCCUGACCAGAGUCGCCUCUAGCUCUUCACCCUCGGCAGGGCACCACUUGGGCAGGUGCCAAGGGAAGCCAGCCUCAGGCACUAGGAAGGUGCUGCAGUUUGACUGGGAGGAAUUAAACACCUCUGACAGAGGGGAGGAAUCCUGGCUGCUCCCUGCCUUUGGCCUUUCUGCUCUGCAGCAGCUGAAGGAGAACGUGCUGGGGACGAGGGCUGGCAUGGAUUGCUUCAAGGAGUUUCUCCAUGGUACCCUGGGGAUCCACCUCCUUCACUUCUGGAUGGACUGUGAGGACAUAAUGGAGUGCACCAAGUGCUUAGAGGCCAGUACUGCCCAGCGGGAAGCUCAGAUCCUCUGUGUCAGCCUCUGCCGGAACAUUCAAGGCAAGUACAAGCUGAGUCUGUCUCUGGCCUGUCAGGAGCCUAUGUGCGAGGCUCAGGGCAGCAUCGAGGCAACUUUCAGUGCCUUCAGCAGGAGCCAGUACGAUGCUCUGAGACGUCUGCGCACCUACUGGGUUCCCAGGUUUCUCCUCCACCACCAGAGAACCAGACACCUCAGGACUGUCCCCACCUCAGGCUCUCAGACCAAGCCUAGGCCGCCCAUGAACACUGAUUUCCUGCCUUCGCUCAAGGUGUUUGCGUCGCUUCCUGUUGUGGGUGACGGCUGCAUGAGCCACAUGAAUAGAAGCGAAGACUGGUUCAGCCUUCCGCACUCUGGUGCAAGCUGGCGAGGCAGGAUUGUGUCAGCUCGGCAGCCAGACCUCUCAUGGAAUCUCCCCGACACACCGCUGACAUCCCACCUCCUCCAAGCACUAAUGUGUGAUCCUGGGGCUGGGGGGAGCUUUCUUCACUACCUGACCAGGUUUGAGGAUACUCAGAUGGUCCAUAACCUCCAGCUGUGGCAAGCACUGGAGGAGCACCAGGCCACUUGGGAGUGGCAGGCAGACCGGCUCAAGCCCCAACGCUCAGCCUGGCAGAUCUUCCACAAGUACUUGGUGCAUGGUGCACCAUGUGAUGUUGGUGAGCUCCCAGAUAACUGGUUCUUCUGCACCAUAUGCGGACAGUGGCCAAAUCCACUUGGCGCUGGGUUUAGCUGUAGCUGGGUGUGCAUGGGGAUCCCGGGCUGAAUCUCAGAGACC
This is a messenger RNA of Chelonoidis abingdonii (Abingdon island giant tortoise), 1748 nucleotides long. Lineage: Eukaryota; Metazoa; Chordata; Testudines; Testudinidae. The record is from RefSeq and is a predicted model, not a curated record.